This is a messenger RNA of Aspergillus costaricaensis CBS 115574, 1140 nucleotides long. RefSeq names its product wax synthase family protein. The transcript has 2 exons. Gene Ontology annotation, biological process: lipid metabolic process. NCBI's taxonomy places the organism in Eukaryota, Fungi, Ascomycota, Eurotiomycetes, Eurotiales, Aspergillaceae. Bases 36 to 1115 code for a protein of 359 amino acids. The record is from RefSeq and is a predicted model, not a curated record.
UUGCCUCCCUCCUCGUACUCGUCCUCGCCUACUGCAUGCAAAUCAGCGCAAAUGCCCACCUCCACGGCACCCGCUUCGGCGCUCCGCUCGUCGCAAUGUGUUGGAUGAACGUUCUCAACGGGAUAGAUUUACUGGUUCUCACGCGCGCGGACUACGAUAAACAGCUAGCGUACAACAACACAAAGCUGAAGCAAACAUCCGACAAAUCACCAAAUAAACCACAAAGCAAAUCCCUCCUCAAAAAAUACCUCUGGUCCCUAAACCUCUCCUUCAACUACCGCCGCAUCAACACCCCCUGGCAAAUCCGCGCUCUCACCACGUUCAACAAGAUCCCAACUCGGACCCAAUUCCUCCUCACCUCCCUCCUCAAACUCACCAUCUCCAUCGCAAUCAUCCAGCUCCUCACACUCGAGACCACCGAUCCGUAUCUCGGCCGCGCAGUGGAUAAAUUACCCGUUCGACCGGACGAGAUUAUGCUCCCGUUCUGGUAUCAUAGUGGCUGGGGCAAAGAUGACCUCGUGCUUAGAUUCCUCUUCACUCUCUCGUUUGGAAUCGUGGCGCGUGCGUUCAUUGUCGGGGGAUAUACCUCUGCCGCGGUGGUAGCUGUAGCAUUGGGCCAAGAGCCGAGUAUGUGGCCGCCUGUCGGGGGUGGAUUGCUGGAUGCAUGGUCGAUUAGGAGGUUCUGGGGAAAAACAUGGCACCAAACCCUCCGCCAACUCCUCUGCUCGAACGCCGACUUCGUCUCGGGAUCUAUUUUGCGUCUUCCGGUCCGAUUCCAGUGGUGCUUCAGGGUAAUUUUCGCAUUCAUUGUUUCGGGUUUAGUGCACACGGGCAUGGAUGUAGGGUUCGGGGUGCGGAUUGAUGAGAGCGGGGCAUUGUGGUUCUUCGCGUUACAAAUUCUGGGUGUGGCGGGGGAGAUGCUCGCUGAGGUGUUGUUGGCUCCUGUGAGUGUGUUUGUGUCGAGAGGACUUAGACGUGGGAUUGGCUUUAUUUGGGUAGCGGUUUUCAUGAUGUGGACUUUGCCGGUGUGGAUUUAUCCUAUUUUGGUCCAGUUGUAUGGAGAUGGCGUGCGCAUGAUGAGCCCAUUCUUGGGGUUUGAGGGAUGGGAUAUUUGAUUUGGUUUUGGAUUGCAUAGCGUUG